AUGACGAUCAUUCGGCUUGCCGCGGGCCUUCUCCUUCUUUCACAAGCCUUCGGUCUUGUAGCCGCCUCCACGGAACUUGGCACCACGGAGAACCUCGGCUUCUUUCAGGGGUUGGUAGAAGAUGCCACUCAGAACCUUGCGUCGCCGCUUCUUAAAACAAGACAAAAUAACGGCGGCGCACCGGACCCCGCAACUCUUUAUCCGUCUUACACGCUGUCGGUACCCAUCGAUCACUUCCACAACGAAUCAAAAUAUGAACCGCACUCUAAUGGAUCAUUCAACUUACGAUACUGGUUUGAUGAUCGCUUCUAUAAGGAGGGCGGCCCUGUGAUUGUCCUCUCCGGUGGCGAAACGAGUGGCCAGGGGCGCCUGCCGUUCUUGCAGAAAGGCAUCGUUGCAAUCCUGGCUGAGGCGACGAACGGUCUCGGCGUCAUUCUCGAGCACCGCUACUACGGAGCUAGCUACGUGACGGAAGAUCUCAGCACCGAAAACUUACGCUUCCUGACCACCGACCAGGCUUUGGCCGAUACAGCCUACUUUGCCCAGAAUAUUGUAUUUCCAGGAUAUGAGGACGUAAAUCUCACUUCUCCAAACACCCCUUGGGUCGCAUAUGGCGGUUCUUACGCCGGUGCGUUCGUCGCCAUUCUCCGCAAGCUGUACCCCGACACUUUCUGGGGCGCCAUCUCAUCUUCGGGUGUAACAGCUGCAGUAGUCGACUUCUGGGAGUACUACGAAGCUGCUCGACUUUUCGCGCCGGAAGGCUGCGCACCAGCGACGCAAAAGGUGACCCACGUGGUCGAUAACAUUCUGCUGGGCGGCGACCGAGAGGACAUUUUACAGCUCAAGACGGUCUUCGGACUCACCAAUGUCACUCGCGAUGUUCAUUUUGCAAGCGCCAUCAGGGGUGGGAUCGCAGGACUGCAAUCGGUCAACUGGGAUCCGGCCAUAAAUAGUCCUGCUUUUGCGCUUUACUGCGGCAACAUGACAUCGACCGAGAUUCUAUACCCUGCAACAAACGAUCUGAAAGACUCCAUCAAGUCAAUCCUAGUGACAGGAGGGUAUCAAGACGAGAUUGAUGCCCUCACGCUUACUAUGCAGAAUUACAUUGGUUACGUCAACCUCACACGUGUGUCGACUUGCCGUGGGCGUCCGCAGGACUCAUGUUUCGGAGGCCGGACAGACUUUUCCACGGACAACCUUAAUCAGGUUUGGAGGCUUUGGCAAUAUCAAGUCUGCACUGAGUAA
Molecule: messenger RNA, 1245 nt
Organism: Verticillium nonalfalfae
Lineage: Eukaryota; Fungi; Ascomycota; Sordariomycetes; Glomerellales; Plectosphaerellaceae
Exons: 1
Coding region: 1-1245 (414 amino acids)
Biological process (GO): proteolysis
Molecular function (GO): dipeptidyl-peptidase activity; serine-type exopeptidase activity
Source: RefSeq, a predicted model, not a curated record